AUGAGUUCAUGUUGUUGCCGUCGAGGCCUCAACACCUUUCUUCGGCCCGCGCAAGGGCGCAUACCCCGCUUCGACUACCAUCAGAAAAGGCUCCUCGCGUCGCAGUCGACCUCGCAGACAUGGAAACACCGUAGUCUCGAGCUGCCGGUUGGACUCAGUGGGAGUGUCAAAGUCGAUGUCUUCUCUCCGAACCGAACAACGAGAGAAGAGCAUGGGCGACGAAAUCUACUCGUUCACCUCCCUCCUGGUCCCUCCAUAGGGAGAAAGGACACCCCGUCGAUCGACGUCCUCGCACAGCUGCGAAAUAGCUUCCCACCGUCAACCUCGCUCGUCUCGAUAAACUAUAGGCUAGGCAAUUACAUAGAUUCCACAUCUUCACCGAAAGAGCCCACAUACUUUCCGGUCCCUGUCCACGACGUCGCGACCGCAUUCGACUAUCUCACCUCUCCAACCUCUGCCUUCAAUGCGGGAUAUUCGGAGGUGCCGAAGAUAUGUCUCUUGGGGAGCAACAUCGGAGGCGCGCUCGCGACAAUGCUGGCUCUGACGGAGCCGAAUGAAAUCCACGGUCUUGCAUUGGUAGAGCCAAUGGCAGACUGGACCGGGCUGGACGACGUCGUUGAACAGCUGCAGACCGUUGAGACAUCCUCGACCUCACAAAAGAGGCAGAAGCAGAAGCUCACACAUCGCUAUGGGGAAAAGAAGGAAUCAGUCAUUGCUGCGGCCAAGGCGAUGAUCAGGUUACGAGCGAGUUUGUUUCAGACACCAUCCGCUUACUUUGAUCCAUUUGCCAGUCCGAUGCUAUUCCUCCGCGCGCCGGGCAAGGACACGCCUCUAGCAAGUACAAUAGCGGAUCAGUCGAUCACUGGCACAAGUCUGGAUCAACUCGAUGGCUAUGGAGAUUAUGAUUCCGUUGAUCCUGCCACUGAUGACUCGCAGGAAUCCAGGCCUGUGAUUGACGGGGACAGCGGUUUCGGAUUGAUGACCACGACACAGCCUCGCCGUCGAAAAGUCCUCAGGCGCUGGCCCGCCGUGGGGAACCCUGAAUCCGUCACCUUGCCGUAUGUGGGGGUCUUCGUGGCACCUCCGAGUGUUCGAGAUGUGCACCAGCCGAACUCCGAAGCAGAUGAUCUUGCUAGGGGCCAUGCAGCGCUGAUGCGGGCGCAGGGACUUGAGUUGGUUGAAUUGAUGCGGCGUGCUUGUUUUCUUGGCCGAGAGAAGAGCUUUGCAGAGGAGCGUGUUCAGAUCCAUGAAGGACAGGAUCAGCUGCAGAAACAGCAGCAGAUGAAGGCGGAAAUGCAACAAAGUGCCAUUGACUGGGUCGCGAGAAUGUUUCUCAGCGACUGA
This is a messenger RNA of Fonsecaea nubica, 1344 nucleotides long. RefSeq lists its product as hypothetical. NCBI's taxonomy places the organism in Eukaryota, Fungi, Ascomycota, Eurotiomycetes, Chaetothyriales, Herpotrichiellaceae. The record is from RefSeq and is a predicted model, not a curated record. The transcript is spliced from 2 exons. The coding region runs from base 1 to 1344 and encodes 447 amino acids.